AUGGAUCUCGCCAAUACCCUCAUUCGCAGCGUCGUACGCGCUUUUUACGAGACUCGACAUAUAUUGGUCGUGGAUGCGCUCUUCAUUCACUCAGUCCUUCAUGCAGAGGAUCUCGCUUUCUUGAUGGGCAUGCAGCAGAAGGACCUGCGGAAACUGUGUGCGCGACUACGAGAAGAUCGCUUGAUCGGAGUGAGCACACGCGCUGAAAUUCGCGAUGGAUCAACUCGCCCCGUGAAUCGAGAAUAUUACUACAUCCCCCUUCAUCCGGUUAUCGAUGCGAUCAAGUACAAGGUCUCCAAAUUGACCUCAACAAUCAAGGAGCAGUACACACCAAGCGAGGAGCGCAAAGAAUAUAUGUGUCCCCGAUGCUCGGCGGAAUGGACUGAACUGGACGUCCUGAGUCUCGUCUCCGAGGAAGGGUUUGAAUGUCAAAAUUGUGGCGCAAUCUUGGAGCGCACUGAAGAUCUCAAGGGCGAGGAGGGCAUUGACCGAACUGGUCAUGAGAAAAAUAGCAAACUCAUGGCACAGCUCGACAAUAUGCUCAAGCUCUUGAAACAGAUUGACUCUGUGGAGAUCCCGCCGAACGACUUUGACACUGCCUGGGACCACAAGGUCGAAGUGCCCCGAAACCUCAGCACCCAUCCCAUUCGUGCGGCCAUCCCCGUGCCGCCCAAGGCACAAGAUGUGGUGCGCGGAAACCUCAAGACCGAUGCUGCAGCUUUGGAGAUUUCCCUUACCUCCAGUGAAGAAAAGAGUGCUGCCGAACAGGCCGAGGAGGCUGCCCGCAAGGCCGCCGUGGAGAAGCAAAACGCCUUGCCCGUGUGGCACACUCAUUCUACUGUCGAUGCUGCUGCCCCUGCUCGGGCUCAGACCGAGGCCGGAGUCUCUAUCAAACCCGACCUCGAAGAUGAGGAGCAAAAGCCCACCCUGGAUGACUCGAACGACAAGAUUGCCGCAUAUUACGCCGAGAUGGCCAGAGAAAAGGCCCUCCAGGAUGAACAAGAUGCGAGCAGCGCGGAAGACUCUGACGAUUUCGACGAGGAUUUCGAAGACGUUGGUAUUUCUGGACCCAGUGGCCCAGGGACUCCGGCCACCGGGCCUGGCCCAACCAGUGUUCCUACUCCUUCUGGCCUGACAGGUAUCAAGAGGGAACACGACACCUCAAGCGCUGCCCCGUCCUCCGUUGGCACUCCAUCUACACCCGCUGAUGAUGGGCCCGCGAUGAAGAGGAUCAAGUCGGAUCCUGAUGUGAAGGCCGAGCCGGACGUGAAGGACGAGGAAUCUGACGAGGAUGAAGAAGAGUUCGAGGAUGUUUGA
This is a messenger RNA of Penicillium brasilianum, 1317 nucleotides long. NCBI's taxonomy places the organism in Eukaryota, Fungi, Ascomycota, Eurotiomycetes, Eurotiales, Aspergillaceae. The record is from the annotation of a GenBank genome assembly.